AUGGAAACAAUGGAAGCAGAAAACUCCAACAAAUACCAGAAACUAGCCACCGAAUACUCAAAACUCCGUGCCCAGGCGAGCGUACUGAAGCGGGCCGUCCUCGAUGAACAAAACAAAAACUCAGCCCUACGGGAAUCUUUGCGCCUGAAAGAGGCUACGCUCCGAAAGUCGGAACAGGAGGUGGACAGUUUGGGGUUCCGCAAUAAGCAGUUGGAGCGGCGCGUUGCAGCAUUGCAGGAAAAUCUAGAACACGAGCUAAAGAAAGGAUCCGGUGGAAAAGCACUUAAAACGAAAUCAUCUAACAACGACCUCAAUGCGGUGCCGGGUUCGGAAGCGGGCGUGAUUGCGGAAGAGUUGCAGAAAAAAAUUCUCGAAAAUGCACAACUGUCCAACAGUGUUGAAGACAAGAGUGCCGAAGUGAAACAGUUGCAAAAUCGCAUCGACAGUCUGAACCGUGAACUCCAGCAACAGGCAACUGUUGAGCAAAAGCUGCGGAAAGAGCUCGAGCUGGUGACCGUUAGAAAUUCGGAGCUUGAAUCUAAAGUUUCCGAAGCAGCCAGCACGAUUGGAAGUGAAGAUGGACUGAGCGUUACGACCGAUGUUGAAAAUCAUUACAACCACUUUACCGCCAGCUCGAACAGUGCGUCCCAGGUGCAAAACAAUGGUACCAACAACAACAACAAUACGACGGCCAUCAGCCAGGACGAUCGGGUGGUGUUUCUCGAAAAGGAGCUGAAUCAUUGGCGGGCCCAGUAUGAGCUGCUGAAAAUAGAAACCUCUAGUCACAUUCGAAUAGCGCCAAAGGUUGAACAAAAAGAGGACAUUUUUAGUCAGGGAGCCGAUGGCAUAAGAACACUGGAGGACAAUCAGCAGCAAAAUGAGGUACAAACGCGGGAACAGAAGCUGACCGCGUGUUUUACGAAAAGUAUCGAAGAUCUGUUCCAUGACAAAUGUCGCGCAGAAUCGAAACUGGCUUCACAUUUCAUUGAAUGUCAAAGACUGCAAACCCAUUUGGAUGUUUUCAAAAAUCGUCUAAAGGAACGAGAAGAGGCCAACAGAGAGGAAGAACGCCGCUACCGUAUCAUCGAAGAUGAAUUGUCCCGCACGCGGCUCAACUACGAGGAACAAAUCAGUGUCCUGACCGAGCAAGUGAUAAGCUUAAGUGAUCAGUUAGCCAAGGCCAAGUAG
This is a messenger RNA of Anopheles marshallii, 1188 nucleotides long. RefSeq names its product myosin-13. The record is from RefSeq and is a predicted model, not a curated record. Lineage: Eukaryota; Metazoa; Arthropoda; Insecta; Diptera; Culicidae. The coding region runs from base 1 to 1188 and encodes 395 amino acids. The transcript has 6 exons. Gene Ontology annotation, cellular component: membrane; early endosome.